Molecule: messenger RNA, 486 nt
Organism: Melampsora larici-populina 98AG31
Lineage: Eukaryota; Fungi; Basidiomycota; Pucciniomycetes; Pucciniales; Melampsoraceae
Exons: 2
Coding region: 1-486 (161 amino acids)
Source: RefSeq, a predicted model, not a curated record
AUGGGCCACCUUGAGAUCUGGCUACCGGCGCUCACGUGGGUCAACUCCGAUAUCAUGAAGGAUCUCGGAGCCCUCGAGUGGAAAUUUGACAACCGACCUACCGACUUCCUUUGUCACAUCAUGCCUAGGUUCCCUGCUCAACCUCCUCCCAAAGGCACACCCUACGCUUGUCGCACUACCCAAACCACAUUGGUCGGAGUCAACAACUCACCCCGUGUGGCCUCUACACCUCGAGUUGCAUCAAAUCCUCGUCCGGCUCAAACCUCUAGUCGUCCUGGUAGUGGCUCUGGAACUCCUGGUCAGGCCAAAUCUUGGGGACCUAAGUCAUACGUGAUACAAGACGAACCCGAUGAAAACGAAUUCGCCGGCAAGAACGUGUUGCGUGCCAACAGACACCGUUCGGACGUGUAUCUUUACUUCGAUGUGAGUCCAGCUAGCGUUCAAUGUUUGGGCGGUUAUGCCUAUGUUUUGGAUGGUGGGAACUAA